This is a messenger RNA of Cladocopium goreaui, 457 nucleotides long. NCBI's taxonomy places the organism in Eukaryota, Dinophyceae, Suessiales, Symbiodiniaceae. The record is from the annotation of a GenBank genome assembly.
CAGGCUCAGGGGGUAGAACAGUUGGCCCAAGCCAUGGGCCAGAUCUAUGGUCAUGGCGGCCACGGCCCUCCACCGAUCCAAGGCGAGGUGCCAGCGCAUGCAGCUCCGCAUGCGGAGCAAACGCCAGAGGAGGCGGUUAUGGAGGCACCGCAGCAACUGGAGGUGGAGGAAGAAAUUCAAGAAGAUGCUGACUUGGAGCAGGCAAAGGAGGUCGAAAACUGGGGUGAUUUCUUCCGUGAAUGUGGAGAGUUUCGUAUCCCCCCCACCGUCCUGGCUGCCCGCCGUGCUGCCAACGAAGCAUACUGGGCCUUCGAUCGGGCGAUGCACGUCGCCGAAAAGAAGGUUGGCCGUGCUAUCCAACACUCGCUGAUUCGUGGGGCCUGAGUCUGUGAAGAAAGGUGAAAGGUUUUCUAAACUGCUCCGGGCAGUUCCAUGGGAUUAAAAACCAUUUUGUUUU